AUGUCCACUCUCUUCACCACGCUGCCAGCUUUCAAGCCGAAGAAGGUUCAGGAGGGCACCAAGCAGUGGCAGCUGAAACAGUAUGCUCAGCAGACGCUUGGCUCUGGCAACUUGCGCACCGCCGUCCAGCUUCCGGACGGAGAGGACCUGCAGGAGUGGAUCGCUGUUCAUGUUGUUGACUUCUUCAACCACGUCAACAUGCUCUACGGCACCAUCAGCGAGUUUUGCACCCCGACCGAGUGUCACAUCAUGAACGCUGGUCCCAAGUACGAGUUCUACUGGGAGGAUGGAGAUGUCUACCGCAAGCCCACCCCGCUUUCCGCCCCCGCCUAUGUCGAAGCUCUCAUGACCUGGACGCAGUCACUGCUCGAUGACGAGAAGAUCUUCCCGCAGCGCAUCGGCGUCAAGUUCCCGUCAAACUUCAUGACCACCGCCAAGACCAUUCUCCGUCGUCUGUUCCGUGUUUAUGCUCACAUCUACCACUCACAUUUCGACCAGAUCUGCGGCCUUGGCAUCGAGGCGCACCUCAACACCAACUACCGUCACUUCUUCCUCUUUGUGGACGAGUUCUCCCUUCUCAGCGAGCGUGACCUCAUGCCCAUGGAGGAGCUGAACAAGACGAUCCUGGCGGACACGCUCCCAAAGUAG
Molecule: messenger RNA, 648 nt
Organism: Trichosporon asahii var. asahii CBS 2479
Lineage: Eukaryota; Fungi; Basidiomycota; Tremellomycetes; Trichosporonales; Trichosporonaceae
Exons: 5
Coding region: 1-648 (215 amino acids)
Biological process (GO): cell division; signal transduction; positive regulation of protein phosphorylation
Cellular component (GO): cytoplasm; nucleus
Molecular function (GO): protein kinase activator activity
Source: RefSeq, a predicted model, not a curated record